This is a messenger RNA of Chinchilla lanigera (long-tailed chinchilla), 469 nucleotides long. It is a transcript of the gene Mrps28, whose product is annotated as mitochondrial ribosomal protein S28. The record is from RefSeq and is a predicted model, not a curated record. Lineage: Eukaryota; Metazoa; Chordata; Mammalia; Rodentia; Chinchillidae. Gene Ontology annotation, cellular component: mitochondrial small ribosomal subunit.
GAGUCUCCAGAAGAUGUGGAAUCCUUUGCAUCCAUGCUGAGACACUCUCCUCUUAUACAGAUGGGACCUGCCAAAGAUAAACUGGUCAUUGGAAGAAUCUUUCACGUUGUGGAGAAUGAUCUUUACAUAGAUUUUGGUGCCAAGUUCCAUUGUGUGUGUAAAAGACCAGAAGUGGAUGGAGAGAAAUACCAGAAAGGAACGAGAGUCCGGCUGCGGCUCUUAGAUCUUGAGCUCACUUCUAGGUUCCUGGGAGCAACCACAGACACGACCAUCCUGGAGGCCAACGCAGUUCUCUUAGGACUCCAGGACAGCAGAGCCACCAAACCUAAAGAGGAACGUCCCGAAGAAGAAGUGAAGUUUGCUUAGUGCAUUCACUCCUUUGUGGAGCGCAGAUUUUCAGCAGGAAUGUGACUAGAAAAUUGUGCAUAAACGAUUGAAGAGGAUGUAAUAAAUGAAAACUGUAAUUGUA